Messenger RNA from Pyrenophora tritici-repentis Pt-1C-BFP, 745 nucleotides. RefSeq names its product DUF1687 domain containing protein. Gene Ontology annotation, cellular component: mitochondrion. The record is from RefSeq and is a predicted model, not a curated record. Lineage: Eukaryota; Fungi; Ascomycota; Dothideomycetes; Pleosporales; Pleosporaceae. Gene Ontology annotation, molecular function: oxidoreductase activity.
ACAGCGCCAUCUUCCAUUUCACUCGCCACAUCCCAAGCUACUCAUUCGCUGAAACAACAUGUUCAAACGACUAUUCGGAGAGCAUGGUGCAAAGAACGUUGUAACGCUCUUCCAUGCACCGUCGAACCAGGCAUCAACCCGCGUCCUCACACUCCUCAAACAAGCCAAUGCGCAAUCGGUUGCCCACGCCACCGAAGAUCAAGCUAGCUCUCACAAAUCGCAAGACAAGGCCGAGCGCACCGAAUUCGAGCUUGAUGUCACUGAAGCUCCGCCUACCACCGACCAGCUCAAGAACAUCCUUGACUACUUGGGUGGCACAGGUGCAGCAGGAAAGGUCAUCAGUGGCGCAGAGAACGAGAGCGAUGCUAUGAGGAGGCUGAAAGCGGAUGGAGGCGCGUUCCAGAGACCACUUGUCGUUGACUGGAAUCAAGGAAAGGCUGUCGCUGGAGAUAAUGAGUCUGAGAUCAUGAAAUUGAUACGCUCAGUGCCUAAGGAGACGGAGAAGGUGUAGAGCAACGGAUGAUUUGAUUUGUACUAUACCCACUCCACUCUUCCCAACACUGGGACUAGGGCACUGUAAUUUAAUCUUUGCUAUAGGGAAUCUUUCGGUUCUGGAGCGUAGUUGAUCGUGCGCUUCACUGUGUAGUGAUCCAAAGAGACGCAAACCUUCCAGCCACGGGUAACUGCAUAUGGUCGAGAAGCCGAUGCAUACAUGCACAUAUUAAAAAGAAAAAUGGGUUUAUCA